Molecule: messenger RNA, 1684 nt
Organism: Lycium barbarum (goji berry)
Lineage: Eukaryota; Viridiplantae; Streptophyta; Magnoliopsida; Solanales; Solanaceae
Product: transcription factor MYC4-like
Exons: 1
Coding region: 155-1597 (480 amino acids)
Biological process (GO): regulation of DNA-templated transcription
Cellular component (GO): nucleus
Molecular function (GO): transcription cis-regulatory region binding; protein dimerization activity; DNA-binding transcription factor activity
Source: RefSeq, a predicted model, not a curated record
ACUAUUUUUUUGCACACUACGGUAUUUACUAGUAUAGCCUAGACCAGGUUCUACAUAUCUAGGUAACACCAUCUAUUUGUUUCCACAUCUUCAUCUUUCUUCAAUCAUUCACAUCUCAAAAAAAGAAAUUAUCAAAGACAAAAAAAAAAAACAAAUGGAUGAACUAAUUGUCUCCUCUUCCUCAUCAUCCUCAUUUUUCAUGCCAAACUUACUUUCUCAAACAAAUCAACCUUCAAGCCUUCAACAAAUGCUACAACAUAUUCUCAAAAGCCAAACAGAAUCUUGGGCGUAUGCUAUUUUCUGGCAAACAUCGAACGAUGACGAUGGUCGGCUUUUUUUAGCUUGGGGUGAUGGUCAUUACCAUGGUACUAAAGUGAAAAAAGGAGGAACAAAUAAAGCCAGUUUACAACAAUCAACAGAGAGGAAAAAUGUUAUUAAAGGUAUACAAGCUUUGAUUAGUGAAAAUAAUGGUGAAAUAGUUGAAGAUGGUGAUGUUACUGAUGCUGAAUGGUUUUAUGUUAUGUCAUUAGCUCAAUCUUUUUCUAUUGGUGAUGGUGUACCAGGUAAAGCUUUUAGUACUGGUUCAUCUGUUUGGUUAACUGGUUCUCAACAACUUCAGUUUAAUUACUGUGAAAGAGCUAAAGAAGCUCAUGUUCAUGGUAUUGAAACUUUAGUAUGUAUCCCGACUUCAAACGGAGUUCUAGAACUGGCUUCAAGUGAUAUAAUCAAAGAAAACUGGAACUUGAUUCAACAAGUCAAGUCCAUGUUCUCUUCAGCUCAAGAAAAUAUACUUAUUGAAAAACACAUUUCUUUCGCUGAUUUUGGUUUUGCCACUGUCUUACAAGAAGACGAUGUCAAAAAUAGGGUAGAAAAGGCGAAAACAGCGGAGAAAACAGAGGAAAUUGCGGUUUCUGCAGCAACCACGACUUUAUUUCAGGAUUCUGAAAAUUCGGGUGAUUCCGAUUGUCAAGUACUUUCUGAAAAGCCGGUAGUGGAGAAAAAAACACCGAAAAGAAGAGGGAGAAAGCCCGGGGUAAGUCGGGAAAACCCGUUGAACCACGUGGAGGCGGAGAGGCAGAGGAGGGAGAAAUUGAACCAUAGAUUCUACGCGUUACGUUCUGCUGUACCACAUGUCACGAAAAUGGACAAAGCCUCGUUGUUAUCUGAUGCUGUUGCAUAUAUCAAUGAACUGAAAUCAAAAGUUGAUGAAUUGGAAGUGCAACUUAGUAGGAAACCAAAGAAAAUGAAAAUAGAAUCUAUGGAAAGUACUACUAUGGAAGCACUUAGUACUACUACUACUGCAACAACAACAACUUCUGUGGAUCAAAUUAGGCUUAAUUCUUCAUAUCCAAAUGUUGAAGUUGAAGUGAGGAUUUUGGGUCCAGAUGCAAUGAUAAGGGUACAAUCAGAAAAUGUGAAUUAUCCAUCUGCAAGAUUAAUGAGGACACUUCAAGAUCUUGAAUUACAUGUCCAUCAUGCUAGUAUUUCAAGUGUUAAUGAUUUAAUGUUACAAGACAUAGUUGUUAAAGUUCCUCAAGGAUUGGGUACUGAAGAUGGAUUAAAAAUUGCUCUUCUUAGAAGCUUAGAGCAGCAGUAGUAGUAGAAUGUUGAUUAAUUAAUUAUGUAGUAAUGUUGUUUAAUUUUUGUGUCCAAGUAGUUAUGAAUUUCUUCAGUCUUUUUGUAA